AUGGAGUCUGGGCUGAAGAAGAUGCAGAGCAGCCUAAAGUUGGUGGACUGUAUCAUCGAGGUCCAUGAUGCCCGGAUUCCACUUUCAGGCCGCAACCCUCUGUUUCAAGAAACCCUUGGGCUUAAGCCUCAUGUGCUGGUCCUCAACAAAAUGGACUUGGCGGAUCUGAAGGAGCAGCAGAAAAUUAUACAGCACUUAGAAGGAGAAGGCCUAAAAAAUGUUGUUUUCACCAACUGUUUACAGGAUGAGAAUGUCAAGCAGGACCCAGUGCCAGGCUGUAGCGUGUACCCGGGGCUGUUGUUGGACAAGCUUCUGGAGGGUGUGGUGCCUGGUUUUCCGCAGUUGUAUUUCGAGGAUUUUCCUGGCUGGUGUAUCUUUGUGGAAGGGAAAGCUACCAGGGUGGGCGGCGAGCCUGGGAUCACCAGAGCUGUGAUGUCCAGAAUCCAGGUGUGUGAGCGGCCGCUGAUGUUCCUGCUGGACACUCCUGGGGUGCUGGCUCCUCGGAUUGAAAGCGUGGAGAUGGGCCUAAAGCUGGCCCUGUGUGGAACCGUGUUAGACCACUUUGUCGGGGAGGAGACCCUGGCGGACUACCUUCUCUACACCCUCAACAGGCACCAGCUCUUUGGGUACGUGCGGCACUAUGGCCUGGGCGGCGCCUGUGACGACAUCGCCAGCGUGCUGAAGCAGGUGGCUGUGAGACUGGGGAAGACGCAGAAGGUGAAAGUGCUCACGGGCACGGGUGACGUGAACGUCAUCCAGCCCAACUACCCUGCGGCAGCCCGAGACUUCCUCCAGACCUUCCGCAGGGGGCUGCUGGGCCCAGUGAUGCUGGACAGGGAUGUCCUGCAGAGGUCCCCCGUGGCAGAGCCCUGAACUGGUCCAGUUGGCAGGGGCCUCACUCCUGCCUGGCCCUUGGCACCAGAGAUGCGGGGCAUCCCAGGCCCCAGCCCAGAAUCUGAUGCUGGGCCUCCCUUUUCCAGAAGCUCCAUGCUGGGCACUAUCCACUCAGGUCUCUACGCCGGGAAGGAACCUGUACCUCCUGCUGCCCCACAGCCUGGCCAGCUGUUGUUGGGGACUGUGCCUGGGGUCUGGACGUCAGGGCUGACGAAGUCCCUAAGCUGUCCCUGGGUGUCUCAACUGUGCCGAGUAUCUCUCAGGGGGAAGAUGAUGCUUUCUCACGAGGACGUGAACGUACAGUCUGCAAUUUAAAAAUCUCACGAGGCCAGUCUCUGCUGGUGGCUUGUUUGCUGUGCACCAGGAGCACCUUGGGCUCACAUGUUAACGUCUCUCCAAAACGACACAAAAAAUGGGAUAUGAACUGCUUAGUGAGUAAGGCCUAUGUAUUGGGGCCUUGGUGGUACCCUGGGUCCU
Puma concolor (puma) is the source of this 1371-nucleotide messenger RNA. Lineage: Eukaryota; Metazoa; Chordata; Mammalia; Carnivora; Felidae. The record is from RefSeq and is a predicted model, not a curated record.